AUGGACGUUAAAGGUUCUUUUGGAACAAAAGAUGCCAAUAAAGAACCUUUAUUUUUAAGAGUGUACAAGAUCUUAGAUUAUCCUUUGACAGAACCUAAAAGGACAUGUUUCAUAGUCUUUUGCUGCUUUACAGGUGUGGAAAUCAGAAAGAUCACAGACGCCCAUACUCCGUCCAGUCGCACAGUCAACAACACGCUGUACUACAUUCUGUCGACCUCCACAGCGCCCCUCCUGGAUCAGAGUCUGACCGCAGAAGAGCACGAACGCCUGGAGUCCAGUCUGAACUACGCCGACCACUGCUUCAGCGGCCACGCCACCAUGCACGCCGAGAACCUGUGGCCGGAGCGCCUGACCAACGUGGCUCAGAUCCUGCAGCUGGUGAAUCUCUGGAACCUGACCUUCCAGAAGAGAGGAUGCAAGGUCCUCGUGGCAGCAGGCACUCACGGUAUGAUGCAAGGCAUGGUCCUGAGUUUCGGCGGUCUGCAGUUCACCGAAAACCACCUUCAGUUCCAAGCCGACCCGGAUGUUCUUCACAACAGCUACUCUUUGAGGGGCAUCCAUUACAAUAAAGACCUUAUUAACCUGGCCGUGCUGCAGGACGCUGAGGGCAAGCCCUUCCUGCAUGUGUCCGUCAAGCCUCAGGAGAAACCCGUGAAGCUGUACGCCUGCGAGGCCGGCUGCAUGAACGAGCCUGUGGAGCUGACCUCGGAGCUGCGAGGCCACACGUUUCCGGUGAUGGUGACCCAGCCCAUCACGCCUCUGCUGUACAUCUCCACUGAUCUCACUCACCUGCAAGACCUGAGACACACGAUCCACGUCAAGGCCAUCUUGGCUCACGAGGACCACAUGGCCAAGCAGUACCCAGGCCUGCCCUUCCUCUUCUGGUUCAGCGUGGCGUCCCUCAUCACGCUUUUCCACCUCUUCCUCUUCAAACUCAUCUACAAUGAGUACUGUGGGCCAGGAGCCAAGCCGCUCUUCAGGAGUAAGGUAUAGCCAAAGACACGUGAAGACGAGCCGUUUUUGGGGGUGGGAACUGUGGUGUGUGUGAAUCUGCUCUCCCUCUUUUCCUCUUGCUCUCAUUAUGCGCAACUCUCAAAUUCUGCCUUGCAAGAUAUUUUUAUCUCUGGAAACUAAGUGACGAUAAUUGGUUUGGGUAACCCAUCAAACUGCUUUAAUUGGAGGCUCUGGUGUGCUGGAAAUAGUUGUCUGCAAUCUUCAGUUUGGGUGUUCUUUCUCUAUGAACCUCUUGAUGAACUGAAAGCACCAGUGCUCUAAAGACACUAUUCAGUGAGCUCAGUUUUUUCCUUGCAGUCUGACACAAUUAGAACUGAUUUGUGUCCAAAAAAGUAAGAAAGAAUAUUUAUUUUGUUUUAUAUGAAAUGCUAUUCCGCUUUGCAGAAUAACCAUUGAAGGACGGUUUUUUGAAUGUAAUUUAUCUCGUGACUUUCAGCAGACUUUCCCAUCUUUUAUAUGUAGUUUUACAGCUCAAGAAAGUCGGUUUCGAGUAUUUAUUUCAAUUUUUUUGAUGGGAUUGUAGCAGGUGAGGAGUCAAAUUUUAUUUGAUCUGAAAUUCGUGUGUAAACAUUUCACUGGUGCCUUCAAGUCUUUCUUCUUCCAAGUUGGUUUAAGGGGUUUUGUUUCUUUGAAAUCUGCUUUCUGCAAAGUCUUUUUUCUUUGUUUUUACAAUCUGGGGGUCUUAUGCAGGGGUCUUAUGUUUCAUCUAAAUGUGCUUUUUGAACUUUGAAUAUCUUGUUUUUGGUUUGGUGAGAUGAAAUUUCCAUUUCAAUUUGAACCCAAAUGCAUCAAGUUUUUUUCAUUGAUCACAUUCAUCCACCAUAAAGUCAUUUAUGUCAGAAGGUAAUGUCAGUACUGAUGGUGGUUUUUGGUGACAUUCUUGUCAGCAGGUAACAUAAACUGAUAGCAGUCAUCAAAAACAAGUUCAUUUCACCACAAAAUUAUAAAAAGAAAAUAAGAAAUUACAUUUUGCUUAAAAAUUAAGCCUUUUGAAAGAC
Molecule: messenger RNA, 2012 nt
Organism: Sinocyclocheilus grahami
Lineage: Eukaryota; Metazoa; Chordata; Actinopteri; Cypriniformes; Cyprinidae
Exons: 2
Coding region: 1-993 (330 amino acids)
Source: RefSeq, a predicted model, not a curated record